Messenger RNA from Aspergillus candidus, 945 nucleotides. Its product is annotated as steroid reductase. Gene Ontology annotation, biological process: very long-chain fatty acid biosynthetic process. Bases 1 to 945 code for a protein of 314 amino acids. Gene Ontology annotation, molecular function: oxidoreductase activity, acting on the CH-CH group of donors. The transcript has 3 exons. The record is from RefSeq and is a predicted model, not a curated record. NCBI's taxonomy places the organism in Eukaryota, Fungi, Ascomycota, Eurotiomycetes, Eurotiales, Aspergillaceae.
AUGUUUUCAACAACAAUCAACUUGGCCGUCAUACCAAGCGGAAAGCCCAUCAAGGACCUUCCCAAGCAGCUGCGGAUUGUUCCCAAUGCAGCCACAAAUGAACUGUACCGCUCAGUGGCAGCAGCGUCAAGAUUGUCCAUCCAUCGUCUGAGGAUAACCCAUGGGCGUGACCGGACCCUAGUUUCAAAUUCUGCAGAUCUGACCGUGGAUGAAGUUGGACUCAAGGACCAGGGCGUGAUACAUGUCAAGGACCUAGGUCCCCAAAUCUCAUGGCGCGCCGUAUACAUCGCCGAAUAUCUUGGUCCAGCGCUGAUUCCAGCGUUGUUUCUCUUCCCGCUGCGCCCUUACCUGUACAAUGCAAACCUCGACACGAUCCUUGCGCCGACCAACCGACAACAACUCCUUUGUGCUCUCUUGACCUUCCACUUCGUCAAGCGAGAAUAUGAGUCCAUGUUCGUCCAUCGAUUCAGCAACGCCACAAUGCCGGCGCGCAACAUCGUCAAGAAUGUCAGCUAUUACUGGCUCAUGGUCUCCAGCAUGGCCUACCAGGCGUUCCGACCCGAUCCCACGAGGGCCAGAACUACGACCGAUUCAGAAACGGCAAUGAUGACUAUCAGCGUGACUCUGUUUAUAUUCGGGGAGCUGGCGAACUUGAACGCCCACUUUGUGCUGCGAAACCUCCGUCGUCCCGGCUCUUCUGAGCGUGGUAUUCCAUGUGGGCUGGGGUUCGGCAUGGUGACCUGUCCGCAUUAUCUUUUUGAGAUUGUUUCUUGGGUUGGGAUCUACCUUGUUGGUGGGAUGAGAAGCUGGAGUAUAUUGGUUUUUAUUAUUGUUGGAAGUGUGCAGAUGGCGCUUUGGUCGAAGAAGAAGGAGAGACGCUAUCGCUUGGAUUUCGGGGAACGGUAUAAACCGAAGAGGUUUGUGAUGAUUCCUGGUGUUGUAUAA